AUGUCUUAUAGAAACCCCAAUGUGGAGAAUCCUCAAGACCAAGUGUAUCCUCCAAGGUAUCCACAACAACAAAGACCUCCUUACCAAUCUCAAGGAAGUCAAUUUCAGCCAAGGCAAGGAUAUGAGCAGAGAUCAUCAUAUCCGCCCAAGGAGCCAUAUGCUUCUUCACCAAAUCAAGCUCCUCCAAACCAACAAGGUGGGAGAUUUGAAGGAAUCCUCCAACAGAUCAUGGAUGGCCAGAAGAGAAACACUAAAGAGAUGUAUGAGAAGAUGGACACUUUGUUCAGCAAUCUCAACACCAAGUAUGAUGCUGUUGCCACUCAUGUGAAGAAACUAGAGACUCAAGUCACUCAAACUAUGGAAGCUGUUAAGAGACAGGAAGCUGAAUCCAAGAAGUCCUUUUGCAACUCAGCCGCCAUAGAAGAAAGAUUUGAAGACCAAGUUCCAGAAUGGAUGCUUUCAAAACCUACUGUUGAUUGCAUGAUUUGGCCUGAAGAGAAUUACCCAGAGAGAGAGUCCAAUCGAGCUAGAAAGAGAAGACUCUUCCCAAAGAUUAUCCCCAAGACAGAUAACUCAGGAAAGUUUGUGUGCCUUGUAUCAUCAAAG
This is a messenger RNA of Microthlaspi erraticum, 606 nucleotides long. The record is from the annotation of a GenBank genome assembly. Lineage: Eukaryota; Viridiplantae; Streptophyta; Magnoliopsida; Brassicales; Brassicaceae.